Trypanosoma conorhini is the source of this 921-nucleotide messenger RNA. RefSeq lists its product as uncharacterized. NCBI's taxonomy places the organism in Eukaryota, Euglenozoa, Kinetoplastea, Trypanosomatida, Trypanosomatidae. The transcript has a single exon. The record is from RefSeq and is a predicted model, not a curated record. The coding region runs from base 1 to 921 and encodes 306 amino acids.
AUGUUCAAGCAUAGAGAGAACUUGGCCCACGAGCCCUUCAGCAUAGACCCACGGGGGAGCGGAACCACCAUGCGGGCGGUCAGCUUCGGCCAAGAGCAGAAGCAGCAGUCUGGCGACAGAAGCAAUGCCCCGGUAGCGGCAGCGAAAAAGCGACCCCGUGACAUUCGCGGGAUUGAGCGGUUUAGAGAAGUCGUUUAUGGUGAGAAGGGACUGCCGCGUUUCCACGCAAUGAUAGCGCGCAACCCCAUUAUUGUGUACCCACCGGCAGGAAUAGACGCGGCGCGACGACGAAUGCAAAAGAAGCGUGAGGAGGCAGUUGUCGCGCCAAACGAGGGCCGCAAUGCGGGGAAGAAGAAUGAACAUGAUCCCCACCCUUUAGAGGGGGACAAAGAAUUAUGGGCAAUGUUUGAGGAGCGUCGGGCCGCCGAGGCAUCUGCGACUCCUAACGGCUCUCAGGUUCAACAGGUCACUGGGAGUGAAGCAGGUCUGCAGUCCGCUGCCGCCGCUCCCGUGGAUACGUCAACGGGGGAGAAAAAUGACCGGGAAGUAGCGAACUAUCAUCAUCGACAGCUGGAUGCCCUCGUGGGGCUUUACUAUGAGUUUAACCACCUCACUUUUAUGAAGCUGCCAAUGAAGGAUACGCUGCAGCUGCUUCAACGCUGCGGGAGAGAGGCGGUUGCGCACUGCUUAGAGUUUGAGAUGCAACUGCGCAUGCGACGCGAAACAAGACUCAAGGAACUGGAUGCCGUGGCGGAAGAGGAGAGGGAACUGAAGAGACGUCAGGUGGAGGCGCAAGAAAAAUUGCUGGAGAUGCAACUGCAGGCGGCGGAAACGAGGCAACGUGGCAUAGCCGAGGAAAAGAAUGAAGAGGAGGAGAAUGCAAAAGGAGAAAAGAGUGACGAAGCGGGUGGUGCACCGUAG